AUGAAAAGUGUAGCGGAAGAAGAAACCAUCAAAGAGCAGCCGGAUGAAAUUGAAGAACAACCGUUUAACCAAUUCAUGCGGUUCAAAAUGUUCAUCCAAAGGCUGGGUAAAGAGUUGCUGUUUUUAUUUGUUGUUUCAUGCACCACUUACGCGACUUUAAUCAAUAUGUAAGCCAUAUUAGUAAAAUUGUACUUGUACUAGUGCAAUUAGAAGUUGAAAUAUCUUUCUAUAUUUUAUGUAUAUUUUGUAUUACAUUAAUUUUAGACAAAAUGAUUAUGAUGCUGAGGCCCCCAAACCAAAACCAUUUUUUGAUGGGAAUUCAUGUGUCAAUGAUUUCUACACGGGUGAUUUAACAUCUAUUUUAUCAAAUGUAAACCUGGCUGAUCUAGCUGUUGUAAUGUUUUACGCUCCGUGGGAUGCAGAUUCUAUUGAUGCAAAAUUAGCCUUUAUCGAAUCAUGUGAAAUCAAUAAAGAUGAAGUAAUUGUUUUAAAUAUUUUUAUUAGAUACCUAUAGCAACCAGAUUAUACAUUUUAGGUAUAUUUUGCUGCUGUAAAUUGUUGGCAACCAGAUAGCGGAUGCAGUAAAAUACUCAAAGGCAAUAAGAUUUACCCAAUGAUAGUAGCUUAUGAUUACUCCAAAGCAGGAGUUUACUAUACAGGGCCUACAAAUGAUGCAGCAUACAUAACUCGUUUCAUUGACACUAUGAAACAUCCAGUAACAUUAUUGAAUAGCAAACGAGAUUUAUUAAAAAUCCAUCAAAAGUAUCAUGUAAAUACUAAUUAUCAAUUAUAAUAUUGUGUAUAAUAUAAUUACGCAAGUAUUAUGUUAUAUUUUCAGGCCGUUUUGGUGGCAUCUGUUAAUUUUAAAAUUACCCGAGGCUGGGACCUAUAUAAGAUUGUUCUAGAUGUAGCAAUUAAUCAUUUAAGAACAGACCCAUUGCAAAUGUAUGUUAAAUGGUGUGUUGCAACAUGGCCAUUGAGUAGUAAAGAACCAUUAAUUAAGUUACUUUUGUGGAACCGAACAUUGGUAAAUAACAUUUAUAAAAAAAAAAGUUCUAUACUAGUUUAAAAGUUACUAAAUAUUUUAUUUAUUGAUAUUAUUAAGGCAUUUAAUGAAUCAUUUGUUAAUCAUGAGAAACUUGGAAAAUGGGUGAUACAAGAAAGUAAAUUUAUAGCACAGUGGGUACCUCCUGUUGCCCAUGUUCGAUCUUCUUUUCUAGAUAAUACUUUUAAAACCGGACCAACUAUGCUAUUGUUUACACCACACAAUCCAUACUUGGAUUUUAACCCAGUUUACUCAAUGGUAAUUCAUAUAAUUAUUUUUUACAUCAUUAAUAGUAAAUAUUAUAAUAUCAUAUAAAUGUUUCAGCUACAAUUGUUAAGCAUUGAAUACUUCAAAUGUCAGAAAGAUUCUAUACCAGCAAACUAUAUAUCAAAAUAUUUAAGAAAAGAAAUUAAUUGUAUGUAAAUAAUUCAAUUACUUUAACUGUUUAGAGUGUUCCACACUAAUUAAGUUUUAAAGUGAUAAAUUGAUUAUAUUAGUUUAGAAAUUGGAUUAGUAAUGCUCCACUAACACACAUUUUAAAAUUGUACAUUUUUUCUGGGACACUGUACUGUAAAUACAUUGUAUAUUUUAACAUUUACUAUUUAUAUUUCAGCCUUUUAUAAUGAACGUCCAAAAUAUGUAAAAAAAUGUUAUGAGAUCAUAAUGAAUAAAUAUCCAGAUAAAAAGGCCAAUAUUCUUAAAAAACAAAAUUCUACAAUAAAAGGAGGAAACCAAGAUAAUGUUGACAAAAGCAUGGAAAUUAACUAUUUAAAUGCAGCUCUGUGUAAAAUGUCAAAUAGUAUAUUUUCUGAAAACAAAUUUAGUUAUUGUUCAAAUGAAAAUGCUGAUAAGUCUAGUAAGAAAAAGUAAGAUAUUGUAUUUGAUAAUAAAAACCGCUUUUAUAUAUUUGUAUUUGAUUAGUACUAAAACAAGCUUAUCAAAUCAUGUAAGUACAGACAAAUUUAUUGAACACUGGAAAGACACUGGAUGUUACAGAGCUGUACUUGCUGACAAAUAUUUUAGGCAAGUCAAUUUUUGAUAUGAAUUUAAUUUAUGUUACUUUUAUUUUGUAUGACUGUAGUAUGUGCAUUGUAUUGGUAUAAAAUAGUUUAAAAAUUAUAUGUAAGCAAACUUCUUCUAAGAAGCAUUACUUCUUUACAUGUUGCUAAUUGUUGAUAUAUUUAUUUUAAGGUUUUCUAAACCAGAUUCGGAUUUUAUAUAUGACACUGUUGAUACAUUAAAAUCAAUAUGUUUAGCAAAUAAAAGUAUGACAUUUUUAGCUUUGGAUUCAACUCGUCAUUAUCAUAUUGCUAAAGUUUUUGGUAUCAACUUAAACCACUAUCGAGAUAAAACAGCAGUACUAAUUUAUGAUAUGAAGGUAAAAUUUAGAAAAUAAUUAAAAAAACUACAAUGUUUUCCAGUAAUUUAUAACAAUUGUAUGUAUAAUUAUUAAUUUGUAUCUAUUUUUAAAAUUUGAACGUAUCUGAUAAAACUUAGCUGUUCGGUAUAAGUAAGCAUAUAUUUCUACUCAUUUUAAAUAAUAUAAGGCAUGUGUAUACAAUCAAAUUCAAAAUAUUUCUAAUUUAAUAUUAUGCUUUAUACUUUUUAUUGUUAUAAAAAAAAAAAAUGAUGGUAUUACACUUUUAAAAUAUAAUGAAGUAAAAUAAAAAUAAAUGUCAUCAUAAUCAAUAAACAAUAAAAUAGAAAAAUAAUAUUUAUAAUUAAAAUACGUGUAGUAGAUUAGAGUAAUUAUUACAUACAAUGUGAAACCUAUUUUAUAUUUGAAAUGUUAGCCAAUGUUUAAAUUUGUGGUUAAAAAUAUUUAGUUAUAGUUUUCAAUUAUGUAUUAUUGUGUUUUACGGGUAAUCAUUUUUUUUUUUAAACCAUAUUUAUUAUGUUAUUUUGUUUUUUUUUUUUCAGUCUGAAAUGGUUCAUGCAUUACCUAAAUCUAGUCAUGUUACCAAAGAUACAAUGGCAAAAUUACUUAUAGACUUUUUAGAAAAUCGAGCUAAAAGACACUUAAGAUCAUCAGCUGACCAUGAUAUAAAUUUCCAUUUAUACAGAGGAAAUGAAAAUGGCAAAGAAACAGUAACCAUUGAAACAUUGAACACUGAAAACUUUGAAGAUACUGUUUUUAAUAAUAAUGAAGUAAUAUUUACUUACUUGAAUAAUAAAAUUUGGGUAAUAUAAAGAUGGUAAUACAAAUCUGCCACCACACGCCCUAUAAUAUUGGUAUACCUAAACACUAUUCUUAUAUUUUAAUUGAAAAAAGUGGUCCCUAAUGUAGUGUUUGAUUGUUUUUGAAAGUACAAAUACAGUGGAAUCUUAAUAAGUUAAAAUUUGAGAGAAAUUAAAUUUUUUUCGAAUUAUCAAGAUUUUAGAAAAAAAAUUUGACUUGAGUUUAUAAAAUGUAUGUACAUAUUACAGUCAAAUUAAUAUUAUUAAUUAAUUAUUUAUUAUCAAAUGAAAAAUAUGAUAAUAAUCACAAUAAAUGUGAUUAGGUUUAAUUCUAGAAUGUACUGGCCAAUUGGGCAAAUGAUUUUACAAAUUAUCCGUCUAUAUUUGGAACACAGAAUGUUUGAGUUAUCUGUAGUUUUUAUUUUUGAGUACUUGAGGUUUUCACAAGAAAACAGCAUUUAUUUCGACUUAUCAAAGGUUCCACUGUAUAUAUCUCAUUUUUUUGUUUUAUUCUAAAAAAAUAUAAAUGUUUACCAAUAUAUUGCCAUUUCAUCCAUUAAACCUAAUAUGAUUUUUUAGCCCUAUCUAAAUCUGAUUUUGAUUAUUCUAUACAAUAUUAACAAUAAUUUAAAAAACUUUAACACCUUUAAUAAUAAAUAUAUGUCUAUUGAUUACAAUUUUAUAUUCAAUAUAAUAAUUUAAGAACCCAGUUUAACUUUUAAUUAUUAAUUUGUUUGCAACCCAAAUUAUAUAUGUCUUCUCUAAAACUAAUCAUUCAUUAAAAUGUAUACUAAUUUUUUAUUUUUUAGAAUGUUAUAGUUUACUUUUACACUCCAUUUUGUGCAUAUUGUCAAGUUGUUGCACACGUACUAUUAAAUGUUGCCCGCUUAAUGCGAAACGUUAAAGAUAUUAAAUUUGUUCGUUUCAACGGUAGGGAUAAUGACUUGAGUUGGCAUUUGACUAUACAAACAUAUCCUACAAUUAUUAUUUUUCCAGCGAAAAAGUAAUUAUAUGCAGUCUGUAAUUUGAGAAUUUGACUCCUUGAAAUAACUUUCGUUCUGUUUAAUAUUUUUAAGUUUUUUUUCUUGUAAAAAUGUCCAGAUGUCUUAAAUUCAUAUUGACUAAUGAAAAAUCACUAAGUUUAUAAAAAUUGUUGAAGUUAACAAAAUUAUUUUUCAUGGAAGAAUUGGUGAAUCAAAUGAUAUUAUUUAUUAGAAAUCAUGAAAUCAAUUAAAACUCCAACAACUUGUGGAAAAUUAACGAUUCAUUAUUACUCAUCAUAAUUUGUAUUUAUUGCACUGAAAAAUUACAUUAUUGGUGUAAAAAAUAUCCAAAAUAGCAAUAAUUUAAAAAAAAAAUAUUAAUACAAGUUUUACCUGGUUAUUUUCUUAUUAACAUUUCGAGAAAAUAAUAACUUCAAAUGGUAUUUUCACCAUUGCUAUUACUAUUGACAAAGCAUGAAAUAACCAUCAAUAGGCAUACAUUGCAUAUUUUAUUUUUAAUAUAUUACUAUUCUGACAUAAUACCUGACACGGACCAUAUCGUUAUUUUAUUUCACCAUAGAAAAAUAAUUUAAUCAUGUGAAUAACAUUUAAAAGUAUCUAAAAUUGCAUUAUAAAUGAAGAAAAUCAACAAAGUUGCAAAAAAUUGCAUUGAAAUUGUUUAGAUUUUAAUUUUUACUUAUAUGAAACAAAUUUAAAAUUUACUUAGCAACAAAUCAAAACAAUAAAGAAAAAAUUGCAAAUGCAACAACUUAUGAGCUCUAGUAAUAAGUAAUAACAAAUUGUUAAAAAAAAAUAAUAUAUUGUAAGUUUUUAAAAAUAAUGAUGUAUUUAUAUUUAUUUAUUUACACCUAAACAACCAAUUUUACAUAAAAAUCAUUUUAACGUUAUAAUUACCACAAAAAAAAAAAAACUUAAAAAUAUUGAACAGAACAAACAUUACUACAGGUAUCAGAUCUGUGUAUACAAAUCAUGUUAUUUAUCAGUUUUUUUUUUAAACUAAAUUGUAUUUAUAGCAUUCUUAAUGAUUUAUAUAGAAAAGCUGAAAGUUAUGUAUUUCCAUAUAAUAUUGAAUUGACUUCCAACAAUUUAUCUCAAUUUAUUCUUUCUAAUCUAUUACUAGAAACUCGGUUGCAAGCUAUGGUUGGUUUAUGUACUAUGUGGGAUUCUUCUGAGGUAAUAUUUUAUUACUUUCAUAAAAUUAUAUUAUUCAUAAACACUUACAUAUUGAUUGUAUCACAGUAACAUUUUUCGUCUUGUUUAUUUAACAGACAAUAAAACAAAAAUGUGAUUUCCUACUUCUAAUGUUCUUCAAGAUCUAGUAGACCUACAACAAAAAUUAUUUAUUUUGUCAAAUUAAAAAAAGAUAUUUACGUUUUCAAAUGAAAUUUUUCUGAUGACUAUAUAUGAUAAACUAUUCAAACUUUGGGGAGAAGGGGAGGAAUUAUCUUUAGUAUUUUUCUUUUUUAUAAUCUUAAAGAAAAUUGUAUAAUGAAUUUAUCAAAAACUUAUUUAUUUAUUUGAUAACAUAGUAAAUAUUAUCAUUUUUAAUUAGGGUGAAAUAAUUUUGUUUUAAAUCCAUUCGGUUUUCGAUUACUAUUGUUAAUACAAAAAUAUAUUUGUGUUACAUUGCUUGUUAGAUAGACAUAGACGGCAAAUGUUACUGUGGUGGCCUCCUAAUAAAAUUAUCUAAUUUACAAUGUCUUCAGGAUUAUAACAAACAACUACAUUACUGCCUACGGGACAUUAAACUUGAUUGUGAUGCCAGCAUAUCAAAAACGCUUCAAUCAUACCGCAGAGGGCUUGUAUACAGAGAACUCAAUAAAAAUAUUACUUUGACACCAAUAUUUAAUAGACUGAAAUAUUUAAAAGCUUUCAGUUUCACUUUAGAUGUAACACAUAAAUUAAAUGCCAAAUCUAUGCAGAAAUUUUCUGAUAUAUAUAGCUCAUAUUUGCUCCAGACUUAA
This is a messenger RNA of Cinara cedri, 6191 nucleotides long. NCBI's taxonomy places the organism in Eukaryota, Metazoa, Arthropoda, Insecta, Hemiptera, Aphididae. The record is from the annotation of a GenBank genome assembly.